Sphaerulina musiva SO2202 is the source of this 417-nucleotide messenger RNA. RefSeq names its product nucleic acid-binding protein. Gene Ontology annotation, cellular component: nucleus. Gene Ontology annotation, molecular function: RNA binding; translation initiation factor activity. The record is from RefSeq and is a predicted model, not a curated record. Lineage: Eukaryota; Fungi; Ascomycota; Dothideomycetes; Mycosphaerellales; Mycosphaerellaceae. Bases 1 to 417 code for a protein of 138 amino acids. Gene Ontology annotation, biological process: translational initiation. The transcript has a single exon.
AUGCCAAAGCCCAAACGCAACAUCCAAAUCGUGGCCGAAGAAACAUGGACUCCGCCUGCAUCGCUGGCUGCCAAUCAAAAAAUCGCGCGCGUCAAAAUUGCUGCUGGCAAUCACUUGUACCACCUGGAAUUGCCCUCGGGUGAGGCACUUUUGGCCGAACUCGAUGCCAAAUUCCGCUCCACCAUCUGGAUGAAACGCGGAGGCUACGUCUUGUUGGACACGGAAGCUCUGGCCGAGCGCGGCAAUAAGCUGGCUGGCAUCAUUGUCAACAUUGUUGGCGACGAGAAGGCGUGGCGGAAGAUGCCGUAUUGGCCCAAGGAGUUUGCUGCGAAGCAGUCGAGUUAUGCAGAAGAUUCUGAUGAUGAAGACGAUCAAGGACCCCAGAUGCCGCCAUCUGAUUCCGAAGAUGAAGACUGA